Thyridium curvatum is the source of this 2145-nucleotide messenger RNA. RefSeq lists its product as uncharacterized. Gene Ontology annotation, cellular component: nucleus. Gene Ontology annotation, molecular function: transcription cis-regulatory region binding; zinc ion binding; DNA-binding transcription factor activity, RNA polymerase II-specific. Lineage: Eukaryota; Fungi; Ascomycota; Sordariomycetes; Thyridiales; Thyridiaceae. The coding region runs from base 1 to 2145 and encodes 714 amino acids. Gene Ontology annotation, biological process: positive regulation of transcription by RNA polymerase II. The record is from RefSeq and is a predicted model, not a curated record. The transcript has 4 exons.
AUGUUACUAUAUAGCCGUGUAGCCGCGCCCAAGAUUCCCAAGAGGAGAUCGAGAGCAGGUGAGUCUGGAGAUGCUGUCCCUGCGCCGUCCCGUCCUUGUCCAUUUCCCAGCUUUCAGCACGUGGCUGCCACGACGAGGCAGACGUCAUACAUGGAAGAAGCCACAAUCUUCAUGUUCAACUCCCUCCCCAUUCGUUGGCUCUUUUCAAAAUUUUAUGAGAACAAGAGAUUUCUGACUUUAGCUAUUGUCGGCGUUCCAACCAGGUUGUUCCUCUUGAAAAAGAAAUGUAACGAAGAGCGCCCGCAAUGUGGGCGAUGCGCGGAGCGUGGUCUCACCUGCACAUACGAGCCCGUCAAGCCUCGUCAGCGCAGAAAGCGAGACCCAUCUGCCUCACAAGUCCUAGACGGCGCUGCGACGAGCGUUUCUCACAGCUCGCCCUAUAGUCCAUCUCGGAGAUUGUCUGAGCUCAGUCGCCACAGCCGCAGUAGCUCACCCGAGGAGUUCUUCAGCCAUGACGGAGGCUACCAGGAAGCAGAAGACCACUUAAUCGACGGCGGUCUUCUCAGUCCUCUGGGCAGCAACUUUGAUGCAGUGUCACUCGCGACCUAUCAGUCCGCCGAGCCACCAAUGCUGUCUCCUCUGGGCUCGGUGACAUUCGAUUUCUCGAUCGAUCCGGAUGACGACAGUGCUUGCCAGGCCGAGGAGAGCCUGACCGACCCUUUGGUUUCACCUGCCUCGGGUGCCGUCAUUCUUCCAUCUAGGUCUCUACAUCCGGAUCUUGCGAUGAUCGCACCAUGUCCCGUGGGCUCACCAUUGCGGGAGUUCCAUGUUCCGGCGUUCCUCGAAUUUUCUGACCGCCCCAACCGCCGUGCGCUUGUGGAUCAUUUUUGCAACGUCUUGUCACAUCUCAUUGUUUUCAGGGAGGAAUCCGGAAACCCUUUCCAACAAUUGUUGCUACCCCUGUCUACACAGAGCCAUCCGGUCAUGAACGCCAUCUAUGCACUUGCUAGUGCCCAUCUGGAGUACCGGGGGGUAGAGAAUGGCGAAAGAUCUUUGCACUUCCACAAUCAAGCUAUCCAGGGCCUGGCACGGCUGAUCCAGAACGAUGCUAAAAAGAAACGGACCGAGAUCUUGGCUGCCAUCAUGCUGCUCGUGUAUUAUGAAGUGCUGGUCCAGAAGGGGAGAUCGAAUAUCGUGGAUGGGCAUCUAAAGGGUGCCAUGUCAAUCAUGUCGUCCAAUACAGAGGCUCCUGACCCUGCAGCCGUAUUCCUAGAACGCGCCUUUCGGUUCUACGACGUCAUCGCAGCAUUAUCCUUUGGGACUGCACCUUUAUCAACGGCCCCGGCUGCUGGCUGCCUCAUUCCCUUCCCGCCCAUUGGCGCGCCUGAGUUUUCGUCUCUCAGCAAUGUAGACACAUUAUUGGGCAUGGCAACGACGCUGUGGCCGAUCAUCCAUCGCCUAUCAAACUUGCGUUCUUUGAAAAGCGAUCUCCAAGCAGCCAUCCAGGCGAAUAUGGCGACAACUAAAAUCGCCGUUCUUCGUACCGAACUUCAGACCACUGCCGAAGCGAUAGAAGGUGCCUUGGGGCAAUGGACACCCUGCCUCCCACCAAACUUUGUGUCUGACAACGACGAUGCUACUAAAGUAAUUAAGCGUGAGCCUCAAGACGGUACAGACGCUGUAGCGGAAACGGGGAGAAUUCACUCGAUCCUCAACAACGCGCUCGCAUAUCGACACAGCGCCCUCGUAUACCUCUACCGGACGAUAUAUGGGUAUAGUCGAUCCAGCCCGUCAGUGCAAACCCAGGCCCACAUUGCUCUUACACACUGCGUUGCGACUGUCGCUCACGCCGGCCCGAUGGGCGCCCUGCUAUGGCCACUGUUUGUGGCAGCGUGCGAGGCUGUCAGCCAAGACGACCGGGAGCUGGCGAGGAGGGCCUUUGAUGCGGUGGAGAAGCGACAGGGCAUGGUCAAUAUUGGGCGGGCGCGGGAGAUCGUGCAGGAGGUCUGGCGGAGGGCCGACAUCGCCGAAGCGGGAGAGGAACAGCGCGGCCAGAGCGCGUACGGCCGGGCUGAGGAGACACAAGGCGGCGAUCUUUGGAGACAAGUCAGCCAAGAGAUGGGGGUAAAUAUUGUUUUUGGGUAA